AACAAUGUCCAGCACUCCCGUUCCCAAUGGCCCCUCUGCCUCUGGCUCCAGGUCGCGUCCCCAGGCAAGGAAAAAGCAGCACGACGAUGCACCAUACUUUGCCCCUCCCGUGAGCGCAAGUUCUAAGAGGCAGGCACCCGACAGAGUAGAUGGAGAGCCACGGGUGAAAAGAAAAAGAGUUGACACGAGUAAUACAGCGGGAGGUUCAUCCGCGGGGGCAAGAAAAGGAGACAAGGGCGCAGAUACAGAUUCGAAGUCGUCUCUGAUCGAUUUCACGAGCUUGUCCUCUGCUGCACUGUACCGGUAUCUCACCCAUUUUGACAUUAUUCCCAUGGUAUAUCCAUCGCCAUUAACCGCCGAGGAUCCACCACCUCCGUCUUCUUUACAAGAUCCCUCGCGGCAUGGAUCACGAGGACCCAGCCCAUUCACAAUCAUAACUCCGGCCAACAGACCAAAACGAGAUCCAAAGGAACAGAGCCGCCGUCGUAGUUCAAGGUUGCUGGAGGAUGAUAUCACGUCUCGUGCACCCAUUCUGGCAGAUGUGGACGAAGUUCAUGCGGUAUUGGCAGGCCUGGCAGAGAGGCAUUUCCGGGACCAUAUCGUAAACGAGAUUGAUACGCUUGCGUCGUUUAUGGUGAAAACCAAAUGCGAAUAAGAGAAAAAAAGUUCGGAUGCGGUAUGUGUCUCGUGUGCCUGUUGAGUUUCACUGACUUGAGACUUUCGUUGCUCAGAUACCAGCAGGUUUUUUUUUGGGUUUUUUUUUCCUUUAU
Molecule: messenger RNA, 770 nt
Organism: Serpula lacrymans var. lacrymans S7.9
Lineage: Eukaryota; Fungi; Basidiomycota; Agaricomycetes; Boletales; Serpulaceae
Exons: 2
Coding region: 5-655 (216 amino acids)
Source: RefSeq, a predicted model, not a curated record